This is a messenger RNA of Phyllostomus hastatus (greater spear-nosed bat), 587 nucleotides long. It is a transcript of the gene SPINK8, whose product is annotated as serine peptidase inhibitor Kazal type 8 (putative). Gene Ontology annotation, molecular function: protein binding. The record is from RefSeq and is a predicted model, not a curated record. Bases 126 to 416 code for a protein of 96 amino acids. The transcript has 6 exons. NCBI's taxonomy places the organism in Eukaryota, Metazoa, Chordata, Mammalia, Chiroptera, Phyllostomidae.
GCCCCGCCCCCGCCCCCGCCCCACACACAGUGUCGUUUCAUUACCAGCAAACUGCACGUAGAAAAGAUCUUGUCUGGCCAGUUUCUCAGAAAAACCGUAGGAGUCACAGCAGCUCCUCUGCCACCAUGAAGGGGACCUUCCUGAACACCGUCCUUGUCCUGGCCAUCUCCGUGCUGGCUGCUUUCGCGGUGGACUUCCCUGUUCCUAUGGGCAAAGGGGCAAGCCUCAGAGAGACAAAGGUCAAAUGCGCCAGCAAUGUCCAUCAGUGCUGGUUUGUCUCCUACAUCAAGCCCAGCGAGCCCAUCUGCGGCAGUGACAGGGUCACCUACAACGGCGAAUGCCACCUGUGCUUCAGAAUCCUAUAUGAACAGCAGAGCAUAACUAAACUGCAUGAUGGACCGUGCGAAAACUCCUGAACUUACACCGCGGAGAGGUACAGAGCCGCUGAAUCCCUGGAUGAUCAAGUGACAUGGAAUGAUUGCCUCUUAAAGUACACCCCCGGUAGAGGAGAAUGCUGGCCCUGGAGGAAGCCAACGGUCAGCGUCAAACUCAUUGAUUUGCUUCAGUAAAUGAUUCUCAGCAGGAAA